This is a messenger RNA of Aspergillus clavatus NRRL 1, 807 nucleotides long. Its product is annotated as complex I 24 kDa subunit family protein. Bases 1 to 807 code for a protein of 268 amino acids. The record is from RefSeq and is a predicted model, not a curated record. The transcript is spliced from 3 exons. NCBI's taxonomy places the organism in Eukaryota, Fungi, Ascomycota, Eurotiomycetes, Eurotiales, Aspergillaceae. Gene Ontology annotation, molecular function: NADH dehydrogenase activity.
AUGGCUUCCAAGUUCUUCCCCGCCAUCCCGCGGGUUGGCCGCCAAUUCUUCCAGCAGAUCCCCAAGUCUCAAUGCAGACCAUUCUCGGCUGGUCCGCAACGUUAUAGCGACACACUUGCGGUGCAUCGCAACUCGCCUUCCAACAACCCCUCGAUCCCUUUCAAGUUCUCCGAGCAGAACAUGAAACUUGUUGAUGAGAUUCUCAAGCGUUACCCCCCCCAGUACAAGAAGGGUGCUGUCAUGCCUCUUCUGGACUUGGGCCAGCGCCAGCACGGCUACACCAGCAUCAGCGUCAUGAACGAGGUUGCCCGUCUCCUCGAGAUGCCCCCCAUGCGCGUUUACGAAGUCGCAACCUUCUACACCAUGUACAACCGUGAUCCCGUUGGAAAGUACUUUGUCCAGCUCUGCACCACGACACCAUGCCAGCUCGGUGGUUGUGGCAGCACCAAGAUCCUCGAAGCUAUUGAGGAACACCUGGGUAUUACCUCCGGACACACCACGGAGGACGGUCUUUUCACGCUUCUCGAGGUUGAAUGCCUGGGUGCCUGCGUCAAUGCCCCCAUGGUCCAGAUCAACGACGACUACUACGAGGAUCUCACCCCCGAGUCGAUGAAGUCCCUUCUCACCGCCCUGAAGGAGUCCGCCACAGCCGCGGAGAGCGGCAAGUCCGUUAAGGUGCCUGCUCCGGGACCUCUGAGUGGAAGACAGACCUGCGAGAACAGUGCUGGGCUCACGAACUUGCAAGACCCCGUGUGGGACCCCGAGACAAUGAUGCGGAAGGACGGUGCUCUGGACCAGCAGGCUUAA